CUUGUGACUGUGCACAAACGAAGGGCAUUUGAUUCAGAAGUGUUUUUUUCGUAUGAGUUUAACUUAAAACAGAAAUGGGUCCAGUUUUUGUAAAUUGCUUUACAUUUGUUUGGAUUCCAUAGAAACCCGAGGCACUUCCACUAAAGGGGUGUUAUGUCCAAGGACACAUUUCCAUUCUCCUCUACCUCACUGCGCUCUCUCAGACUGGAGCAGGAGCUCCAGGAUUGGGAGGAUGAACGGCGAGCUUUGGCUCAUAGGAGAGCCAUGAUCCGGCCUCCGCUGCCUCGGGCCCCCCGACUCCCUCCCAGGCAGCAGCGGAUCCAAGAGGUCAAAGCCCCUCCACCCCAGAUCCGCUGCAGAGACACCAGCAUCCACAACACCUUCAUGUGCGGAGACAUAAAGGGAGUCUACGCUGUGCUGAAAGACCCUGCAAUGGUCAACGCCCUGAUGGAGACGGUGCAUGAGGAGAUGGUUUGGGCUCCGGAAAUGGGCAUGUGGACGCUGAGCUCCAAGGUGAAACAAACAUCGGCCCUGCGCCUGGCUGCCAGCCGGGGUCACGCAGCGUGUGUGGAGGAGCUGCUGUUUCGUGAUGCUGAGGUGAACGCCAACCCUGGAGGCAACACGGCACUCCACGACGCCUGCAUAGGCGGCCAUCCUGUCUGCGUUCAGCUGCUGCUGACCCAUGGAGCAGAUCCUGAUGUGCUGGCAGCAGAUGGCAGUGCUCCUCUUCACCUCUGUACCUCUGCCCAGUCAUUCCACUGUGCCAAGCUGCUUUUAGAAGGAGGCGCAGACAUCAACGCGCGGAGCCGGGAGUCGAGGCUCACCGCUCUGCAUGUGGCUGCUCAGCGAGGCCUGGAGGAGCACGUCCAGCUCUUCCUCAGCCACGGCGCCGAUGUUUUAGCCACCAAUCGAGAGGGGGAGACCCCCCUGAAUGCAGCUUGCUCCGGAGCCGAGAGGCCGUCCGAAGCUGGGCGGUACCUCCGUGUGAUCCAGCAGCUGCUGGAUGCAGGAGCUAAUCCCCAAACUGCAGGCAGGAAGCAGCACACCCCGCUGCACAACGCCUGCGCAAACUGCUGCUGCAGGAUUGUGGACAUCCUCCUGCAGCAUGGAGCGAAGGCUGAUGUUGAGAACUGUGCGGGAUACACACCAAUGGACUGCCUGCUGCAGGUUGUGGAAGAUUACCCGACUCAGCAAUCUGAGGCUGUAGCGCGAUCCCUUCUGAACUACGGAGCAAAACCUGCUUCACCAAAGAUGCUGAAACAGCUGGCCUCGUAUCCUGAUGUUCUGGGCGUGAUGCUGAACUCGUACACAUCCAUCCCGCCCUGUGAUUGGUCAGACUCCCUGCCUCCUGACGCGCUUUCCCAGGAGCACCUGAUGUUUCUCCGCUCGCUGCGUCAGAGGAGCGCUCAGCCUCGGUCCCUGCAGCAUCUCUGCCGUUGUGCUGUGCGUCGGCAUUUAGGAGCCCGCUGUCACUCAGCUGUAUGUGAGCUGGACGUUCCUGGCUCUGUGAGGGAAUAUCUGCUGCUCUGUGACAACAAGACACUCCAGUAAAUAUUGAUGUUGUCAUAUCAUCUUAAAACUUAUUACUAUUGAUUCUAAAUCCAAAUUGUCACAUGAAGGCUGCUUGGUAGUGCCGUGGAUAACACUGACUCCUCAAAAUGUAAAUUAUUCUUUAGUUCUUACAAGAGAUGCUGCCUGAAAAGUUGGCGUCGGUCACUCAGCCCCACGUGUGUCAAAGUCAAGGCUGGUGGGCCAAAUCUGGCCCGCCAUAGCUUUUUAUGUGGCUCUCUAAAUUAGACUAAACACUAAAUGUGCUUACAUAUCAUGUUAUCAAUCAAAUCAAUGCAGUUUUUAUCCGUUUACUGCCAAAUUAUAUCAAUCAAUUCCUCCAGUUUCUUGGGAACUAUCGUGGUAAUUCAUGCAAAAUCAACUUAACUUGUUUGUGCUAAUUCACAAUUGGGAGUUUAUUGCAGAUUUUUAUCAGAAAUUGUCAAAAACUUUCUUACGUUUACUGGCCUCAGCCUUAACUGAUGUCAGAUUAUAGUCUGUGAUCUGUAUAAAAAGUCCCGUUUACCGUUAUAAAUAAGUACCAAUAUGCCAAAUAUUUCCAAAUUAGUACCACAAACACUUAGAUUUUUAUUACAAACAAAAAUCACAAAAAGUAUCAGGAAAUCCUGGAGGUUAAAUUAUGUUAUUUAAUUGUAAUAAUUUAUUGAUAUUUUAACAGUUUAUGAACAUAUUUUAUCAAUACACCGGGUUUAGAGCUGCCAGAAUAAAGCUGGGUUAAUACAAAUGCAUGCCACACUUUUCAGAUUUUUGCUGGAAAAGGCAAAAAGAAAGGAAAAUACAAACUUUUCCUUUCGCUGUAUUUUUAAGGACUAUUUUUCUUUGGUUUAUUGUAUUGAAAAUCAAAAAUUACAUUGAAGUUUGUGGUUGUAAAAGGACAAAAUAUGAAAAGAUUUAAGUGGUGUGCAUUUGCAAGAACUGCAGGAUAACUUCUGCAGGGUUCUCACUGCAUUUAUUAUCAGUUAUUUGUCUGGCAGCAUUACUUUUGUGCAAUAGGCCAUUUUGUUUUUCAUUGUUUGCUUUGCAGAUCCUCAUUUCCUACAUUGCAAGUUUUCUUUUAAAGAUUAUGUCAUAAUAAAGUACUCAGAUGUUAUGUGCUUUUUUUUUUUCAAAUGAAAAUAAAAUAUUAAGCACUGAU
This is a messenger RNA of Poecilia reticulata (guppy), 2704 nucleotides long. It is a transcript of the gene asb16, whose product is annotated as ankyrin repeat and SOCS box containing 16. Gene Ontology annotation, cellular component: nucleus. Gene Ontology annotation, biological process: protein ubiquitination; positive regulation of transcription by RNA polymerase II; positive regulation of protein catabolic process. NCBI's taxonomy places the organism in Eukaryota, Metazoa, Chordata, Actinopteri, Cyprinodontiformes, Poeciliidae. The record is from RefSeq and is a predicted model, not a curated record. Gene Ontology annotation, molecular function: protein binding; transcription cis-regulatory region binding.